Molecule: messenger RNA, 267 nt
Organism: Trichoderma asperellum CBS 433.97
Lineage: Eukaryota; Fungi; Ascomycota; Sordariomycetes; Hypocreales; Hypocreaceae
Source: RefSeq, a predicted model, not a curated record
AUGUCUGAAGAAGCACAAAAGUAUCCCCAUACCGUGGCAGCAUAUAUCGGAGAUGAUGACGGCGACCUCCCAUAUAGGUUGAUGGUAAUCAGUAACAAAGACAACAACAACAACAAUAAUAAUAAUGACAAUGACAACGGCGAGGGCGCCAAUAAAGGCACGAGCACUGAAGCGGUACAGCAACAGGCCAAAACAGUGGCAGCAGACAGUUCUCCCAUCUCGGAUACUGGGACCUGGGAAAUUGUCGACCGUACGGAUACGAAUUAG